CCGCCAUGGAGCCCUCGCCCUUGACGCAGCAGUCGCGCCCCGACUCGUUCAAGCCCAAGGUCGUGCAGCUCUACGAGACGCUGUUCCACGCCGACAAUGAAGACGCCGACCACUCGGACGGCUUCUGGGAGGAGUUCUUCCUGCUGAAGCCCGAUCCCGCCAGCUUACGACGCGUCCUGGCCGACCUGAGCCCGGACGCCCUGCUACACCUGCAGGCCCCCGCCCAGCAAUUGUUCGCGCGCGCCAUCCAGCGCAUCAAGGCCGCUCGCGCGCCUGCCGACGACAUCGCCCUCGAUACUUUAACGGUCUUCCUAGGCGCCGUACUGAGCAAGAAAUACACCAAUCCCUCGUCAGACAUCCUCUCGGUGCUCGCGGGCCUUGACGACGCCGACGCCGUCCUGUCCGAGUUUGUGGCCGCGCUCGAUGUCAUUAUACGUAGUGGGCGGAGUAAGCCAAUCCGCCGCAAGGCGAUCCGGGUUGCGUUGUCCAUCACCUCCGGGGCGUACCAGACGGGCAUCAUCACCUUCUUCACGCACCGCGACCUGUUCCCGGCGCUGAUGAAGUUCAUCCAGGACUCCGACCCGAGCAGCGAGGCGUUUGAGCCGUUUGUGCUGCUUGGUUUGCUGUCAAACUACAACAAGUUCGAGUUCCAGAACCCGUACCGGCUGCGGCUCGACGACUUUGUCAACGACGUCGCGAUCAAGAAGACGGUCCAGUGCUUGGGCAGCACGUGCCGCGAGGCGCGCGACAAGUACGUCGCGGUACAGGAUGAUCUGCCCGAAGGCUGGACCCUGGGAGGUACGCUCAGCUGGGUAGGGUUGGGUGCGCUGACAGGCUCCAAGCCGAGUAGCCCUGUGCUUUCUGCGGAAGAGGCGCAAUCGGCCUUCACUUCACUUCCUGGGCCCGAGGCGGCUCUGCUGCUCUCGACAUAUGAUUUUGUCAACGCGAACAAGCUGUUCGGAUUCAAUCUGGUCAACAUGCCCGCGGCGGACAAGACGGAGAUCACGCCGUUUAGCGCGUUCCUGUCGCUGACGUCGUAUCUGAGCCAGCACGCGCAUCGCUCGACGCGGACAACAUUGUACGCGCAUCUUAAUCUUUUUAUUCUGCAAAUCAUCAUCGAGGAUCAGGUGCUGGUGAAGCGCGUAUGUAGCGACGAUAGCAAGACUUUAGUCAGGCUGUGUCGGCAGCGACAGCCUUUCCUGCCCGUGGUCAAGGGCGAUCGCGUGCUGGCGACUGUUUUGCUGGAUAUGAUGAUCGACUGCGUCAACCAUAAUCUGCGCCGCCGCCUCGACACGGAUCUCUACAUCCAGUCCUUGGGCUUGAUCUUGCGCAUUAUCUCGUUCCUGGGAAGGUCCCGGAUACGCCUUGUGUACCACUGGUCGGAGCUGUGGCGAUCGCUGCUGUCGUUUAUCCGAUUCCUGACGACAUACGCGGCAGACAUCAAAACGUUGGGACACUCGUCACGGCUGAUCAAUGAUGUGGUCAACGUGAUUGCGCUGUCACUAUCGACGGGCGAAUCAUUCCUGCCGGACCCGGCUGCGUACGACGACCUGUUCUACAAGCUCGUGGAGACAGGCGACAUCCUGACAAAGUUCCGCGAUGCGUACGACCUGACCAAAUCGAGCACGAACAACAUCGAGACACUCGUCAGCGUGUCGGCCCACUAUUAUGCACUGUUGGAGGGAGAUGAGAAGGGCAAGGUCAAGAGCAAGAAUCUCAGCCCGAGGGAAGUGAGUAAGGUGAUUAAGCAGGGAUACGAGACGCUGUCCAUCCAGGCCAAGGAAGGCUUGGACCAUUGGGACAGGUAUCGCGAGACGGAUCACAAGAGCACAUUGAAGAGAAUGGCGAGGUGCGCGGUCGAGGACGCAAAGGCACUGGUGGCAGAGAAGUAAGUGUGGCUAUGUAUUGACUGCUACUGGAUGAGGCAGUUCCAAUUUUGCUGGGUCAGCCAACCGGACAAGAGCCUCACGGCCCCGGUCGGCGACUCACGGCCCCGAUCUGUUUUGUUCUUCGGACCUGUAUUCUCAAAGAGCUUUAGGGGACAAUAAUUCGAACACCUGACUUCU
This is a messenger RNA of Aplosporella prunicola CBS 121167, 2066 nucleotides long. RefSeq lists its product as uncharacterized. The transcript has 5 exons. The coding region runs from base 6 to 1892 and encodes 628 amino acids. The record is from RefSeq and is a predicted model, not a curated record. Gene Ontology annotation, cellular component: cytosol. Gene Ontology annotation, biological process: regulation of Golgi organization. NCBI's taxonomy places the organism in Eukaryota, Fungi, Ascomycota, Dothideomycetes, Botryosphaeriales, Aplosporellaceae.